This is a messenger RNA of Eucalyptus grandis, 1945 nucleotides long. RefSeq names its product protein TIFY 6B. Gene Ontology annotation, biological process: regulation of defense response; response to wounding; regulation of jasmonic acid mediated signaling pathway. Gene Ontology annotation, cellular component: nucleus. The record is from RefSeq and is a predicted model, not a curated record. The transcript has 7 exons. Bases 568 to 1662 code for a protein of 364 amino acids. NCBI's taxonomy places the organism in Eukaryota, Viridiplantae, Streptophyta, Magnoliopsida, Myrtales, Myrtaceae.
GUUGGUGAUGUGUUUCUUUAUGUCUCAUGUGCUGUUCUUUCUUUUCUUUUUUAAAGUAGGGAGUUGCAAAUUAGUAUUUGUACCUGAAUAGGUGUCCGGCAUCUCUGAUAAAAUAAUAUGUGGGACUGAAGAAGCAAUCAUAUUUAAUGAUAUAACAUGCUGCAAUUCCAGUUGUCCAGUGCAUUUGAGAAAUGCACUUUCUAUCAUAAGCAUUUAAAAUGAGAUUAGGAGGAGUUGUGCCUGGCUGGUUACCACCUAUUCCUGUUCACUAGAUAAAUCGUUCCAGUUCCAAAUUAACAAGAGAAGUUGUGGAGACCAAGGGUUCAUGCAGCGAACCUGCUCAUCAACAUCAAUUAAAUAACCCACAAGCUUCGACAUGAGUUUUUGGAAAUGGUUUUUCAAGCGGAAGGACCACCCAUGCCAGAGGUCAUUCUCAAUAUUCUUUUUGCUUUCGCUCUCGGUGGAAGAUAAUCGGAAUUGGUUAUUUGCGGAUUUGGCAAUCAGCUCCAAGUUCAUGACCACCUUUUUAUAGCGCAUAAUUAUAUCGCUUUCCUUCCAGGUUCGCAGAUGCAGUGGGCUUUCUCAAACAAGGUUGCUGGCUCUUCUCAGCUCCUAUCUUUCAAGGCGUUUGGAGAGGAGAGGCCAAAGAAAAUUAUCCAUGAUUCACAAACAUCUUCUGGAUCUAUGACCACACAAAUCCCAGAUGUUUCAAGCUCUAAGUGGAAACUGCAAUCCAGAGAGCCCCAGACGAGCACAAUCGAUGACAAGAAAGCACCAGAAAAAUGUGCUCUGACGAUCUACCCACAGCAACACCUUAAUGGGAUUUCAGUCCUUUAUCCCCAAGAAGUUAAGAUUUUCUCGGGAUCUAAUAGACCAAACAAGACUGCCUCUCUUCCUUCUAAAACUCCAGUUUUUCAGUCCAAUUUCUCCUCGGUUAGGGAGAAUAUGGUUUGUUCUACAGUCAACUCACAACCUGUAGGCGGAGUUCUGGUUCUACCUCCUGUUUCUUUGCUUCCAUCCACGAGUGCAACUGUUGGUUAUACUGACUAUAGGAGUGUUUCAAAACCCCCUAAGAUGCCUGCUCAGAUGACGAUCUUUUACGCUGGGUCUGUGAAUGUUUAUGAUGAUGUAUCUCCAGAGACGGCUCAGGCUAUUAUGCUGUUGGCUGGUAAUGUGGCUCACAGUAAGACUCUUGCCACAACUCAGGGUCAGGGUCAGGGAGCAAUAUCAAGAAUCACUACAGAUGAAUCUUCAAGGGGAAAUCAGCCUCAGAAUAUUUCUGCAUUUCUGGGACUUCCAAACCUCGUGUCUGUGACCUCCCAAUCUGGAUCUCCAUCAGGAGGAAAAUCUUCAUGUGACAAUGACGCAGCGACGAUGAAACCACUAGGAUCUUUUGCGUGUCCUGUUAACAAAUCAGAGACCUCCAAAGUCAUUACGCCCAUCCGACAUGGUGCAGCAUCUUUACUCCCACCUGUUGCUUUGCCUCAGGCUCGUCAGGCGUCUUUGGCUCGAUUUCUAGAGAAGCGCAAGGAACGGGUGAUAAGCUCAUCCCCUUAUGCCGUAAGCAAGAAAUCACCCGACUGUAGCACCAGCACGUCGAACGAAAUUAGCUUUUCCAUCCUCAACUCAUCUGUUCCUUGUCCACAGUCAGUGGCCAAAUAGAAACUUGUUGAUGGGAAAUUUUUGGAGAAAGCUGAAGCAAUCACCUUUGAUCCGGGCUCAGUGUUGUCGCCAACGAGCGGUCGAUCAGGAGCCAUUCAGCUUCUCAUUGUUGCAGCCUAUCAUCUUGUAUCCCCCUGUAGCAGAAUAAUCCAUUCUAUUCGCUAAGAUUGCGAAAAACUCGGCGUAAGUUAUCGCCAAAUGAGUCACUGUACAUCUCUAGAAUUCAUAAUUUGGAGAGUAAUUUCUAUGCAUAUGCGGCGUAAGAGGCUGGAGAUUUUAGUGA